This is a messenger RNA of Arabidopsis thaliana (thale cress), 413 nucleotides long. RefSeq lists its product as uncharacterized. Lineage: Eukaryota; Viridiplantae; Streptophyta; Magnoliopsida; Brassicales; Brassicaceae. The record is from RefSeq and is marked reviewed. The transcript has a single exon. The coding region runs from base 67 to 285 and encodes 72 amino acids.
AGACAACGCAAACAUCAUAAAAACAUCAUAAGAAGAAGAACUCUUUGGCUUCACUCCCGAUUUGUAAUGGAGAAGAAGGCCAAUCAUGGAGAUGAUGUGCAAGAGAGUGUUCCUAUUAUCCAUAGCCAAGUCGUGAAGAUCAAAAGGGAGUUUGAGAAGAUACAACACCCGUCACUAAAGCAGCCUGAGAUGCCGUUAGUGUUCCGCGAGAUCAUGGGUCCACGUCGUUCCCGUUCUCCCCUCGGUUUAGGAGAGCGAGAGAGAUCAAUCCCGGUUGGGAAUUGAUACAAAAGGAGAGAGAGCUAGAUAUAGAUGAUCCUCUGUGUGUUGGGGUUUAUCUUUCAAUGUAAAUAUCUUUGGUUAAUAUGAUGAGUCUCCUGUUUAAUAUCCUGAAACAACAUCUCUUUUACCUC